This is a messenger RNA of Eruca vesicaria subsp. sativa (arugula), 303 nucleotides long. NCBI's taxonomy places the organism in Eukaryota, Viridiplantae, Streptophyta, Magnoliopsida, Brassicales, Brassicaceae. The record is from the annotation of a GenBank genome assembly.
AUGAGCAUGAUUAGUGAUUCAAUGGUACCGGUUCAUCCCAGUUUAGAGAAUUUUAAUUCUCCGGUUCUCUCUAAGGUUUGUGCAUGGGGGGUAAUGUUAGGGCUAUUUGCGGUUUCAAUAAUCGCCAUGGUUUAUGCUUGCUAUUACACGCAAAACACUUCGAAUCCAAGCACUGGAGGGCAAGAGAAACAAAUAACGAAGGAAAUACUGAAGCCACUAGACAUGGAACCAAAGAUUGUUGUCAUAAUGGCCGGUAAUGAAAAUCCUACCUUCUUUGCCAAGCCAAGCAAGAUCAAUGCAUGA